AUGGAAAAUCGGUUGCGACUUACGACCACAAUAGAGGGCAUUAGGUAUCUAGCGAAUCAAGCAUUGGCUUUUCGGGGCCACGAUGAAUCCGUUGACUCAUCUAAUCGGGGCAAUUUCAUUGAAAUCAUAAAGUCUAUUGCAAGAAUGAAUAUAGAAGUUGAGAAAGUUGUCCUUGAUAAGGCUCCUCAAAAUGCUCAAUACAUUGCGCAUGACAUACAAAAGCAAAUCUUACAUAUUUUUGCUAACAAGGUGAGGAAGACAAUUUGUAAGGAACUUGGGAAGAACAAAUUUUGUCUUUUAGUUGAUGAAUCACUUGAUGAAUCCGGUAAGGAACAAAUGGCUAUUAUUCUAAGAUUUGUUGAUUGUGAUGGAUUUAUUCGUGAGCGCUUCUUCGAUAUUGUGAGUGUUGUAGACACUAAUGCCUUGACUCUUAAAAAAGAGAUAUGCAAAGUGCUUGGUAAUAACGACAUUCUAGUGGAAAACAUGCGUGGUCAAGGGUAUGAUGGUGCUAGUAAUAUGCGUGGUUCAUGGAAUGGCUUACAAGCAUUAUUUCUUCAAGAUUGUCCAUAUGCAUAUUAUGUGCAUUGCUUUGCCCAUCGCUUGCAAUUGGCAUUAAAUGGUGCAGCUAAAGAUGUGAAAGUUUUAUGGAGGUUUUUUUCAAUGUUGACUAACAUUGUGAAUUUUGUUAGUGCUUCUGCUAAGCGCCGUAGUGAGUUAAACUUAAUUAGAAAAGUUGAACUCAAUGGGUUGUUGGAUUCUGGAGAACUUGAGACAGAGACUAAAUUACUUCUUCAAGAAAUCAGUGAUCAUGGACCAAACCAACAAUUUCGUGGAGAUGCUGAGAUAUUUCAGGCCAAAACUCAAGACAUUGUAAGUGCUUUAAAUUUUGUUGACAACACAAAAAUGCAGCUUCAAGAUAUGAGGGUACAUGGUUGGGAUGAUUUAUUCUGUAGUGUGGUAUCAUUUUGUGAACUACAUGGUGUUGAUGUUCCUGAUAUGAGUGCUCGUUAUAUGACGGGCACACAUCGUUCUUGUCAACAAAAAGAUUUUAUUACAUUUGAGCAUUACUAUCGCGUUGAUGUAUUCAAUGAUGUUAUAGAUUGCAUGUUAAGGGAGUUGAAUGACAGAUUUCCAAAGCAAACAGUUGAACUUCUUAUUCUUAGCUCAGCAUUGGAUCCUCGCAAUUCAUUCAAGUCAUUUAAUAUUGACCAUAUAUGUAAACUUGCUGAGAAAUUCUAUCCUGCUGAUUUCCUUCCAAAUGAGUUGAAAGAUUUGGAAAUAGAGUUGAGGUUGAUUCGGUUGGUGUUGACUCUUCCCGUUUCUACAGCAACAACGGAACGAGCUUUUUCAUGUAUGAGAAUUAUUAAGAACCGGCUUCAAAGCACCAUAGCUGAUGAGUUUCUUGCUGAUUGCAUGACCCUUCACAUUGAAAGAGAGUUUGCUAAUAGUAUCACUAAUGCAUCGAUAAUUGAGGAAUUUAAGAUUUCUAAGUCUCGCAGGGUAAAAUUUUAG
Messenger RNA from Prunus mume (Japanese apricot), 1512 nucleotides. Lineage: Eukaryota; Viridiplantae; Streptophyta; Magnoliopsida; Rosales; Rosaceae. The record is from RefSeq and is a predicted model, not a curated record.